Molecule: messenger RNA, 537 nt
Organism: Penaeus vannamei (Pacific white shrimp)
Lineage: Eukaryota; Metazoa; Arthropoda; Malacostraca; Decapoda; Penaeidae
Product: carbohydrate sulfotransferase 11
Biological process (GO): carbohydrate biosynthetic process
Cellular component (GO): membrane
Molecular function (GO): sulfotransferase activity
Source: RefSeq, a predicted model, not a curated record
AUGCUCAGCAAAACCCCCGGUCCACUGAGGUUCAAUUUCAAGAAACUUCAGUCCCGCAUCUUGAAGAAAUACCGGAAACCGAACAGCACAGACACUUCGAGGUUUCCAAGUUUCCCCGAAUUCGUUCAGUUCGUUAUAGAUUCUACGAGAAGUUUCAAGACCUCCAGCGACUGGAAGGAAAACGUUAAAUGCUGGCUGCCCUACUGGGUUCGUUGCAGCGUGUGUUCGUUCGAUUACAAUGUUAUCAUGAAAUUAGAAACCAUGGAGGAAGAUAAGAGGUUUCUAGUUACUCUCUCGCGUCUUAAUGAACUCAGGGGCAGGAACGAGUGGGUGCACCUCAAGAACGCCACCUCCUCCUCCACUCUGGCAGCCAAGUAUUACAAGGAACUCACUCGACACCAAGUAUUACAACUGUACAAACGCUACGAACUGGACUUUAGACUUUUCCAGUAUGGUAUUAAAGGCUACCUGGACAAUGCUAAAGAUGCUGAAGGAAGGAAGGAAGGACAAGGAACAGAAAUAUUGACUGGAAUCUGA